AUGUCAGGCAGCCUUCAGGUUCAAUUGGCUAAACUUGAAAAGAUGUCGGUUGAAGAAAUCGAGUUGAUAAAUUUAUUGAAUAGUUAUGGAAUGUCCGAACGAGUUAUUGAAGCGUUUCUCGUUAAUUGUUACACCAUAAAAACAUUGAAAAUCAUACAGAGGAAGGAAAUUGAGGAACUCCUUCCUUCGCCGUUUCUUGCUGAUCGAACCAGAUUCAUUCAUGAAUUGGACUCUUGGAGGGAGGCACAGGGGCUUGCAAAAGUCAGCGAACAACCCGUUACUUGCAAUUCAUUUGUGACCCGAGACAACAACGCGCGGCCCUCUGAAGAGACUCAAGUGACUCGAGAAGCCUGUACUCCCACCUUCUUAUUGAACGCGUCAUCGAAAGGGCAAGCCAUCCUAAGGAAGUACAGCAAAACCGCGUUCCUCUCCAGAGCUGACAAAAAAACUGUCACCCACAUCGUUGUUGACGAGUUCAAAACCCGUUUCUCUAAGCUGUCAUCGUCGAAACUUCUGGAUAGAGCUUGUGAGCUGAAGCAAUUAUGCAAUACUCAUCAAGCAGCACAACAGAUUAUAUUGAGGGGAAUCAUCGAACGGAUAGAACUGGAAAUCCUAAUCAAAACGAUUAUCAGUAACCUUCCAAUGAUUUCGGUUCACAACUAUGUGCAUUGA
Ochlerotatus camptorhynchus is the source of this 672-nucleotide messenger RNA. RefSeq lists its product as uncharacterized. The record is from RefSeq and is a predicted model, not a curated record. NCBI's taxonomy places the organism in Eukaryota, Metazoa, Arthropoda, Insecta, Diptera, Culicidae. The coding region runs from base 1 to 672 and encodes 223 amino acids. The transcript is spliced from 5 exons.